CCGUCCGACGAGGAGAUGGAAGAACCUACGGAUGGAGUAGUACAAACAUUCCUGGAGACACUCAGACAAGUAUUCGAAGGAAUGAAGACGAAAAGCCGAUCAAACAAAGGAAUCCGAAGCAACAGGCGAUCAUCAACGACCAGGUAGAUGAACUACUAGCGUUGGGGCUCACAGAACCGUCCCGAAGUCCGUAUAGGGCACCGGUGGUACUGGUGAGGAAGAAGAACAACGAUUGGAGGAUGUGCAUAGACUACCGGUUGUUGAACGAUGAAACGGAAAAGGACGCCGAAAAUGAACUAUAUCCUGGACCAGCUAAGGGAGGCAAAGUUCAUAAGCACGAUCGACAUGAAGUCAGGAUAUUGGCAGAUUCCCAUGUACAAGGACAGUCGGCAGUACACAGCCUUCACGGUAUCGGACGGGGUCUUUUUCAGCUACAGCACCGGCUACAUUUCAGAGAGAACUGGACACAAUCAUCGGACCCGAAAUGGAACCGUUCGCUUUCGCAUACUUGGACGAUAUCGUCGUUAUCGGGCGGGAUAAGAAGGAGCACUUGGAAAAACUGGAGGAAGUCUUCAAGAGAUUGCAACGGGCCAACUUGCGGAUCAACCCGGAUAAAUGUCACUUCUUCCAAAAGGAAUUCAAAUACCUUGGGGACGUAGUGAGC
Messenger RNA from Drosophila santomea, 664 nucleotides. RefSeq lists its product as uncharacterized. Bases 240 to 659 code for a protein of 139 amino acids. The record is from RefSeq and is a predicted model, not a curated record. Lineage: Eukaryota; Metazoa; Arthropoda; Insecta; Diptera; Drosophilidae. The transcript is spliced from 2 exons.